Messenger RNA from Physeter macrocephalus (sperm whale), 1512 nucleotides. RefSeq names its product ALX homeobox 1 (gene ALX1). The coding region runs from base 222 to 1202 and encodes 326 amino acids. NCBI's taxonomy places the organism in Eukaryota, Metazoa, Chordata, Mammalia, Artiodactyla, Physeteridae. The transcript has 4 exons. The record is from RefSeq and is a predicted model, not a curated record. Gene Ontology annotation, biological process: negative regulation of DNA-templated transcription; positive regulation of transcription by RNA polymerase II; embryonic skeletal system morphogenesis. Gene Ontology annotation, molecular function: DNA-binding transcription activator activity, RNA polymerase II-specific; RNA polymerase II transcription regulatory region sequence-specific DNA binding.
CCCGAGGAGCCCAGCUGAGUUUCAAGAUAUAAAAGCAACUUCGGGUGCCCCCUUUCCAGCCGGGACGUCUUAAAGGGCUCGGAGACGGGCAGCUCCCCGCGCCGCAGCGCCUGCUUCCCCUUCGCUCCUCUCUGGCCCUGCCUCCUCCCGCCCCCUCGCUCCCUCCCCCAGCGCUCUCCAGCCUCCGAGCUCCAGUAGCUCCGAGACAGCUUUCCAGGAUUAUGGAGUUUCUGAGCGAGAAGUUUGCCCUCAAGAGCCCACCGAGUAAAAACAGUAACUUUUACAUGGGCGCAGGAGGCGCGUUGGAGCACGUUAUGGAGACGCUGGACAAUGAGUCCUUUUACAGCAAAGCGUCGGCGGGCAAAUGCGUGCAGGCCUUCGGGCCCCUGCCCCGCGCCGAGCAUCACGUGCGCCUGGAGAGGACCUCGCCCUGUCAGGACGGCAGCGUGAACUAUGGGAUCACUAAAGUAGAAGGACAGCCUCUUCACACCGAACUAAAUAGAGCUAUGGACAACUGUAACAGUCUCCGGAUGUCUCCCGUGAAAGGGAUGCCAGAGAAGGGAGAACUGGAUGAACUUGGGGAUAAAUGUGACAGCAACGUAUCCAGCAGUAAGAAACGGAGACACCGAACCACCUUUACCAGCUUGCAGCUGGAGGAGCUGGAAAAGGUCUUUCAGAAAACCCAUUACCCGGAUGUAUACGUCAGAGAACAGCUUGCUCUGAGGACUGAGCUGACUGAGGCCAGGGUCCAGGUUUGGUUUCAAAAUCGAAGGGCCAAGUGGAGAAAAAGAGAACGUUAUGGCCAAAUCCAGCAAGCUAAAAGCCAUUUUGCUGCCACCUAUGACAUAUCAGUUUUGCCAAGGACUGACAGCUAUCCACAGAUUCAGAACAAUUUGUGGGCAGGAAAUGCAAGUGGUGGUUCUGUGGUCACUUCAUGCAUGUUACCACGUGACACUUCCUCCUGUAUGACACCUUACUCUCACUCGCCUCGGACAGAUUCCAGUUACACAGGGUUUUCAAACCACCAGAACCAGUUCAGCCACGUGCCCCUCAACAAUUUUUUCACUGACUCUCUUCUUACCGGGGCCACCAAUGGACAUGCAUUUGAAACAAAGCCAGAGUUUGAAAGGAGGUCCUCCAGUAUCGCAGUUCUUCGAAUGAAAGCCAAGGAGCACACUGCCAAUAUUUCAUGGGCCAUGUAACAUACAGUACUCUUUUCUUUUUCUCUUAAUGGCAAAGUAAAACAUUCUUAUUUCUCAUAUUUAAAGGAUACCACAAUAAGCUGCUGUGUGUGGAAUGGCUAAAGGUCAAGAUAUACAGUGAGACCAGCUUAAAUGAAUAGUUGUUAUUAUUUAACAUUAAAAUCUAAGAAUGAACCCCUGAAAAGACUAAAUAGGUUUACCAUGCACCCGUCUCCACAAACUCUGUUUUAGUAGUAAGAUUUUGUUUCUAUUGUACGAGUCAAUGAAAUAUGAUCAUGCAGCUUCUGAAAAGAAUAAAUGUAUUAAACAA